Phaeoacremonium minimum UCRPA7 is the source of this 255-nucleotide messenger RNA. RefSeq names its product putative cytochrome b5 protein. The transcript has 2 exons. Gene Ontology annotation, molecular function: heme binding. Gene Ontology annotation, cellular component: membrane; intracellular membrane-bounded organelle. The coding region runs from base 1 to 255 and encodes 84 amino acids. The record is from RefSeq and is a predicted model, not a curated record. NCBI's taxonomy places the organism in Eukaryota, Fungi, Ascomycota, Sordariomycetes, Togniniales, Togniniaceae.
AUGUCAGAAUCAUACUCCACGGCCGACGUCGCCAAGCACAAAGAUGAGGCCAACCGCAUGUGGAUCAUCGUGGAUACAGGAGUUUAUGAUGUAACAGACUUUGCCGAUGAGCAUCCCGGUGGAGCGAAGAUUCUGAAGCGCAUGGCUGGCAAGGAUGCAUCCAAGUCAUUCUGGAAGUACCACAGCCAGAAAGUGCUGGACAAGUACGGCGAGAAAUUGAAGGUUGGCUCGGUCAAAGAGAGCGCGAAGCUGUAG